Coccinella septempunctata (seven-spotted ladybird) is the source of this 1081-nucleotide messenger RNA. Its product is annotated as carbonyl reductase [NADPH] 1-like. The transcript has 4 exons. Lineage: Eukaryota; Metazoa; Arthropoda; Insecta; Coleoptera; Coccinellidae. Gene Ontology annotation, molecular function: carbonyl reductase (NADPH) activity. The record is from RefSeq and is a predicted model, not a curated record. The coding region runs from base 143 to 985 and encodes 280 amino acids.
CCAAGGUUAAAGAAUUUUCUGAAGUGUUUGUUCUUGUUUGAAUUUGAAAGAUAAGAUCUGAAAAUCAACAUCAAGUGAAAUUUAUAAUUUUCAACGCGUUUCCAGUUAUAAUUACAUCUGAAGGGAUCAUCAAAAGAAAAUAAUGGCUGAAAAAAUCGCUGUGGUGACUGGUAGUAACAAAGGUAUUGGAUAUGCGAUUGUCAAAGGUUUGUGUGAGCGAUUUGAUGGAAAGGUUUAUUUGACUGCCAGAGAUGUAUCCCGAGGCAAAGAAGCAGUAAAAAAAUUGAAUGAAUUGGGAUUUCAACCCCUAUUUCAUCAGCUUGACAUAACUGAUCAAAACAGUAUCGAUAAGUUUAAGGAAGAUGUUUUAAAACAACAUGGAGGUAUAGAUAUUCUUGUAAAUAAUGCCGCAAUUGCUUUCAAGAAUGAUGCGCGAGAUCCUUUCAGUAAACAAGCUGAAGAAACAAUUGCUGUGAACUAUUUCAGUUUAUUGAGGGUUUGCAAUUCACUCUUUCCUUUAUUGAGACAAAAUGGUAGAGUUGUCAAUAUUUCCAGCAGUGCUGGUCAUUUGUCCCGUAUUCCAUCAGAGGAUUUGAGAAAAAAAUUGGGUGAUAAGUCUCUGACUAUAGAUAGCCUGAGUAGAUUAAUGGAAAAAUUUGUUAGUGAUGCCAAGGUUGGUAAACAUACAGAAGAAGGCUGGGGGAAUUCAGCCUAUGUUGUAUCAAAAGUUGGCUGCAGUGCUCUUUCCUUUAUUCAGCAGAGACUGUUUGACAAUGAGAAACCUUGUAGAAACAUUUCUGUUAAUGCUGUACAUCCAGGUUAUGUAGAUACUGAUAUGACUAGUCAUAAGGGUCAUCUAACCAUCGAAGAAGGUGCUGCAGCACCAUUAUAUUUGGCUCUGGAAGAUCAUGGUUUGAAAGAAAAAUAUGUAUGGCAUGAUAAGAGGGUUGUUGAUUGGUAUGGAGAAACGCCAGCUAUCUACUAAGUGGUUGAACAUUUGUUAUUUAAAAUGUAUUUUCAAUGUUAUUUGGUUGAUAAAAUUUCAAAUACAAAGUAUUCUAUGGUUAAAUUCUUAAACAGU